Seminavis robusta is the source of this 1992-nucleotide messenger RNA. The record is from the annotation of a GenBank genome assembly. Lineage: Eukaryota; Bacillariophyta; Bacillariophyceae; Naviculales; Naviculaceae.
UCUGCCACUACGAGCUCCUCGGCUUCGAGCAGUUACCCAGUCAAGAACCUUAUUGACAACAAUAAGUUUACUUCUUACAAAGCUGCACGAAAUGCCAAGGAGGUUACCAUUUUUCUUGUUGGUAAAUGGAAUAUAAAGUACCAGAUACAAGAGAUUUCAUUCACGUGGCGGGUUCCUCCCAAGCACCACCAAUACUACGUGUCAUCAGAUGGGGUGGCAUGGACUAAGCUCUAUGAUAGCAUCACGAAGGAAGGCGGAGUUGAAGUAAACGACGGCGAAAUGGUAGGUACAUUGUAUGAUGUAACCAAGACCGUCAAACUCGAGCCCUCCGAAACAUUGGGUCACCGUGUCAAGGUUGUUUGCACCGGUGGAGCCUCAUGGGGGGAAUAUAUCACCGGCAAACGGGUGGUUGUGAAGGCAACUGUGCCAACAUCAGAGUCCACAAAGUCGUUUGAAGACGACUUCGUCGUGCCCAAGGGUCUGAAUUUGGGUGGUGGGGUUCGAGACAAACAUGGACAUGCUGGCAACCCAAGCGUCCCUCUGUAUGCAUACGACGAACCCUUGGUUUACCAGCGGUUUGUUGGCUUACGACAAAUCGCCGGGAAAAUCUACAAGCGUGUUUUUGAACGCUACAUCCAGUCCGAUUAUGAUUUGAGAAAUUUGUACAAAUUCGAUUUUAACGAAGGGUCGAACAGCUACAGUAAAGCUCGACUUUACCUUCUCCUUGUAAAAAAGGCCAUGGAUUCUAAUACGUUGGCAGAUUUUGUCGAAAGGGCGGUGGAACACUUUCAGCCUGAGAUCCAAGAAUUUUACGGCUGGGCCAGGCAUAAAGAUGCCAUGGAUGAUCUACAGGACUACGGGAAGCUGAUAGGACUGUUUGAGGAUGAAUACAAAAAAGUCCAGCACGGCUUCAAUAUGGUGUUUGGUGACAAAGCCUCGGUGGGCUUCUUGUGCGGAAUCAAAGAGGUGGUUGCUGAAAAAGGGCCAAAGAAAUUCCCAGGCACAUGUUGUCUUGACACACCAUACGAGGGAACUGGCGACAACUGGGGCAGGGAGCAUUCCUGCUCGGCAACAUGCAAGCAUCCAGGUCCCUUUUUUGGUGGCCUAAAUGAACAUGCAUGCGAAACUCAAGGAGGGACAUGGUGCCCAGCCCCAGCCGACUGCACUGAAUUGAAACAGUGUGUUGAUGACCAGAUUGAGUUGGCCAAGGCCAAUGGCAAACUUGCCUAUGAGAAGUACUUGGAACCGGCAAUAAUCACAGAUCCAUUGGAUUUUGAGGAGUGCGGCAGGAGCAGAAAGUAUUUUGGUUAUGACGAGUUGUAUACUCAUGACGAAGACAUCUGCGACAACUUUCAGCAGCUUCACAACACCAAGGAUUUUGGUUUCCUCGAUGAAUUCUUUGACCAAGGCACCCCUGAUAGUGGUGGUGGUGGUGGUGGUGGUGACGAAGAAGUGCCAGCGCUGGUCCCACUGAAAGAACCUGAUCAUUCCGGUUCCGAAGAGACUGCAAAGAAGGAGAAUAAAUACAAGAUAACGUUGUUUGUGUUUCAGCAAGUGUUUGCCGUUCUUGAGGUUAUCAAGGAUGUCAUUGCAGGAAUUAAGUGCCCAGACGAUCUCUCCGGUGCAGUCCAGUCGGGUUGUGCGGCAGUUAGUAACCUCGCCAUGGCUAUUGCUGCGGCAGUCGUUGCUGUGUUAGGAAUCGUGCAUGACAUCCUCUACUUUAUUUUUGACACUCUUAUUGGGCCGAGCGAUGCAUCUCGCGUGGAGGCAUACGAGAACACUGCCCCUGUCUUUGAAAACCUGGAGCUCAUGUACCAAAGAAUGUAUGAAGCAGAAGUGCGGCAGCAAGAGAAGACGGAUUCUUUGCAAGAGAAGAUGAUUGCCAUGGAAGAGAAACUCACGUCCAUUUUCGAGGCUACCGUGUCCGAGUCCGAGAGGAAGAGGAAUCUGUUGGAGCUGGACUCCACAGAAAACCAGGCGUUGGCGGGUUGA